Telopea speciosissima is the source of this 2142-nucleotide messenger RNA. RefSeq names its product putative wall-associated receptor kinase-like 16. Gene Ontology annotation, cellular component: plasma membrane. Gene Ontology annotation, biological process: protein phosphorylation; cell surface receptor signaling pathway. NCBI's taxonomy places the organism in Eukaryota, Viridiplantae, Streptophyta, Magnoliopsida, Proteales, Proteaceae. The transcript is spliced from 3 exons. The record is from RefSeq and is a predicted model, not a curated record. Gene Ontology annotation, molecular function: protein serine/threonine kinase activity; calcium ion binding; ATP binding. The coding region runs from base 54 to 2054 and encodes 666 amino acids.
CCGGGAAUGGUAGCAGCAGCAGUAGCUUGAAAGCUUAUCAAGGAACUGGCAACAUGGAGGUACUUGAGAUAUCAUUGGCAGGUAAAGCUAAGUUCAAGAGUGAAUAUUAUGCUUAUCAAUGCUUCAAAUCUGAUGGAAACAUAACAAAGGAGCAAGACUAUUGGAUUGAUAUGGGAGAAUCGCCUUUCUGGUUCUCACCCACCGACAACAAAUUUACAGCCAUUGGGUGUGACACUGUGGCUACCAUUAGUGAGUCCAACGACAAAGAUUUCAUGACUGGGUGUGUUUCUGUGUGCAGUAAACAGGGGAGUGUAAGGGACGGGUCUUGUUCUGGAAUCGGUUGUUGCCAGACCCCAGUCCCCUGGGGGCUCAAACGUUUCAACGUGAGUCUUGCGAGUAUAGAUAACCAUAACAAAACCUGGUCGUUCAACCCUUGCAGUUUUGCUUUCUUGUCCGAGCAAAACUGGUUCACCUUCAAUUUAUCCUAUAUCUCAGCUCUUAGCCUCCAGAGUUUGAAGAUUCCGAUCGUGAUGGAUUGGGCAAUUGGGAAUCAGACAUGUGAAGAAACACUGCGUGAUACAGAAUCCUAUGCAUGUGGUCCAAAUACCAAUUGCUCUAAUUCAAUUAAUGGCCCUGGAUAUAGGUGUUACUGCAAAGAUGGUUUUGAAGGGAACCCUUAUCUUCCUCAAGGAUGCCAAGACAUAAAUGAAUGUGAAGAUGGACACAUUAAUUCCUGCUACGAGGGUGCUAUCUGCAAUAAUACUGUCGGAAGCUAUAGCUGUUAUUGUCCAAAAGGUUAUCAUGACCACGGUUUGACAAAUGGGACUCGCUGUACUCAGAACCUUAAAGCCAUUCCCUUGAUAAAAAUUAUUGCAGGUGUUUGUACAAGCUUCAUAUUUGUAUUUGUCAGUAUUCAUUUUACAUACUGGGGAAUCCAGAGAAGAAGAAUCAUCAAGCGUAGAGAAAUUUUUUUUGAACAAAAUGGAGGUUUGCUAUUGCAGCAACAAAUUGCUACGCGUAGAGGUGUCACAGAUAACGCUGGGAUUUUUACCAUAGAAGAGCUCAAUAAGGCUACCAACAACUUUGAUGAGAGCCGGAUACUUGGCCAAGGAGGGUAUGGUACAGUUUUUAGAGGAAUCUUAUCAAAUGGCAGAGUAGUGGCUAUUAAGAAAUCCAAAAUAAUGGAUAAAAGUCAAAUUAUACAGUUUAUCAAUGAGGUAGAUAUCCUUUCUCAAAUCAACCAUAGAAAUGUGGUGAAGCUCUUGGGUUGUUGUUUAGAAGAAGAGGUUCCAUUGUUGGUUUAUGAGUUCAUCUCUAACGGAACCCUCUUCCAACAUAUCCAUAAUGAGAAUCAGAUAGUGUCUAUUUCAUGGAGGAAUCGUUUAAGAAUUGCCUCUGAAACAGCUGGAGCACUUGCAUAUUUGCACUCUGCUCAUUCAAUACCAAUCCUUCAUAGGGAUGUCAAGUCUUCCAAUAUACUUCUAGAUGAUAAUUACAUGGCUAAAGUAUCUGAUUUUGGAGCUUCAAGGUUGGCUCCUUUGGAUCAAACUCAAGUAACGACAUUAGUUCAAGGAACCUUAGGUUACUUGGACCCUGAAUGCUUUCACACAGGUCAAUUAAUUGAUAAGAGUGAUGUUUAUAGCUUCGGCGUUGUCCUUGCUGAGCUUUUGACUAGGCAAAAACCGCUUCUAUCAGAAGGAUCUGAGGAACGUAAAAGCCUUGCCAGGUAUUUUGUUUCUUCAUUGAAAGAUAACAACCUUUUUCAGAUUCUUGAUUACCAAAUAUUAAAUGAGGGGGAUAAAGAACAGUUGUUGGCAGUUUCUGAACUUGCAAGAAGAUGCUUGAAAAUUAAAGGAGAAGAUAGGCCAACAAUGAAAGAAGUUGCAAUGGAGCUUGAUUCCCUAAGAAUGUUGUGUGAGCAUCCAUGGGUACAACAUAAACAUGAGGAAACUGAAAGAUUUCUAGGUGAACCAUCAACAAGUUCUACUAUUGAUACAACUGGUCAAGUGUCUUUAGAUGAUUCUUUCAUGCUACCACUAGAGAUUGCUCGUUGAUGUUUCAGCCCAGCAGGUGGUUUUUGCAAUGAUGACAAAGUUCUCUUUUAGUGACUAUGGUUGGUAAUGUAAACCUAUGUAACUGUAU